Molecule: messenger RNA, 1496 nt
Organism: Lycium ferocissimum
Lineage: Eukaryota; Viridiplantae; Streptophyta; Magnoliopsida; Solanales; Solanaceae
Product: F-box protein CPR1-like
Exons: 2
Coding region: 350-1081 (243 amino acids)
Source: RefSeq, a predicted model, not a curated record
CUUUCCAAUUUCAAACGCUCCUGCUUUUUACUUGUUUGCAAAUUUCCAGGAAGAAGAAACAAAGGCUUCUUUUUUCACUUGAAAGAGCUCAAAUUUGUGCAACCCUAAUGGAAUCUGAAGCCUCCAAUCGACCCCUUAGGCGGAGCAAACGUAUAAAACGAGCUCAAAUUCCAUCAAAUUCAAGCUCAAAAAUCCCUAUUCUGCCCGAAGAAAUCAUCACUGAAAGCUUCCAGUGAAAUCACUCUUGAAAUUCAGGUCUGUUUCAAAAUCUUGGCUUGCUUUAAUUUCUAGCCCUCAAUUUAUCAACACCCAUCUCAGUUUAUCAAAGAACAAGGAAGACACCCACCAUAUGCUUAUUUCGGGUUUUAGUGGAGCUAAAAGGAUUUUUAAAGAAUGUUCUAUUAGCUCUUUAUUUUAUGACUCUGUUACCCAGGUUCUCGACUUGGAUUUUCCCAUUGAAAACAGAAUCGAUUUCACGGUUUCUUGCAAUGGAUUGAUUUUUCUUGCUGAUUAUAAAAAAUAUUCUCUUCUAUGGAACCCAACAACUAGAAAGCACAAGAAUUUACCUGAUUUUAAACCUAGAUUCAAGAAAAACUACUAUGACUACCAUGUCAUAUAUGGUUUUGGAUAUGAUGAGUUCCAUGAUGAUUAUAAGGUGGUGGGUAUUUCAUAUGGUUCGGAUGGCGUGGAGGUCAAAGUAUAUAGUCUAAAGAGUGAUUCUUGGACUAGUGUUGAUUACUGUUGGGAGAUGUUAAAUGCUCCAGGCUCUUCUCAAAAAAUGAAAUUAUAUGGUACAGGUUUGUUUGCGAAUGGGAAGCUUCAUUGGGAUACUAUUACUAGUCGUCCAAUUACGCGUUGGGGCAGGAACAUUAUUUCUUUUGAUUUAGCUAAUGAGAAAUGGGAAAAGAUGGAGAAGCCUUCCUAUGGAGUAGGAGAGAGUGAUUUGUGUGUGGGAAAGUUGGGAAGUGAUCUUUGUGUCUAUAGUGAUUAUAAGACAACUCAUUUAGGUGCUUGGGUUAUGAAGGACUACGGGGUUAAAGAAUCUUGGACAAAGAUGUUUACCAUCAGGAGAUGUUAUUAACUUAGAUGGCUGUCGUGGUGAGGAAAUCUACAUUGAAAGCCUAGUUUGUCCUUUUUCUACUGAAGGGACAGAGAACGCAACAAAAGAAAGGCUGAAAAAGCUCAGAUCAAAACAAUCAAGUAACAAAUAACUUGUGAGAGUACUUUCUUCUCAAUCUCGAUUGCAAUCUGUUUGUUAUUUCAAAUAUAGAACAAGACGUGUAUGUGAAGGAUAUCUUUAAACCAUAAUGCUUCUGGACUACUUUUGGUUCUCGUUGCUGCUAAUCGCUAGAUGUAUAGUUUCUUCAGGACUACCUUCAUAUUCUCUUACUUGAGGUAUAGGAACUAGUUUUUUAUAUUAUGAUGUGCUUGGUAUGAGGACAACUAGUGACUUUUCUCAACUUUGGUUCGGUUGAUAUUUUUAAUAGACAGCAUAU